This is a messenger RNA of Dalotia coriaria, 2004 nucleotides long. RefSeq lists its product as uncharacterized. Gene Ontology annotation, biological process: proteolysis. Lineage: Eukaryota; Metazoa; Arthropoda; Insecta; Coleoptera; Staphylinidae. The transcript has 2 exons. The record is from RefSeq and is a predicted model, not a curated record. Gene Ontology annotation, molecular function: zinc ion binding; nucleic acid binding; aspartic-type endopeptidase activity. Bases 85 to 2004 code for a protein of 639 amino acids.
AAUCCGAUUUUACAUUUUGGGGGCUCAGUCCGGGAUCUAGUGCUAUAAAAAACAGUUUUUAAGUAAGUGACAGUAAUUAAAGAAAUGGCAGACAACGCAGAAGUUUUAACUGAUGAGCAAGUGGCCCUGAUGACCGUACCUGAGAUAAAAGACGAACUCCGAAGACGACGUCUCAGGUUAGCUGGCAGAAAGAGGGAACUUCUCGAUCGGUUGAUGGCAGCAUUGAAGUUAGAACGGGAACAUGGUGCACACGACGACGACGACGAAGAAUUGGAUGACGACGAAGCUGAAGACGAUGAAGACGAAAUCGUUGGAAGCCAAAGGGCAAUCGCCCAAGAUGACGACGAAGAUGACGACGAAGAAGACGAAACAAACCGUGGAACUCCCGAUAUAAGACGAAACCGAAGACGAGCAGAGCCUAGCCGUACCCUAUUAUUGCUCAAAGACGUUGAGGAUUCAUUAGAUAGAUUCAGUGGAGAUGACCUGCUGAGUAUAAGCCGAUGGAUUGAAGAUUUUGAAGAAAUGGCGGAAGUGUGUGGAUGGAAUGACGUUCACAAAGUUGCGUUUGGCAAGAAAUUGCUAACAGGUUCAGCGUUGGCAUUCAUGCGCCAAGAAAGAGGUAGUAAGACGUGGGCGAAAUUCAAAAAAGCCCUCACAGAGGAAUUUGGUGAUAUAGUGACGGAUCAACAAAUUCACAGAGAAUUAACGCAGAGAAAGAAGAAACAGGAUGAAACGCUUCAACAGUACAUGUACAAAAUGCGAGAGAUUGCAGCACAGGGGAAAGUUGACACUCAAUCACUGAUUGAUUAUAUAAUACAAGGAAUACCAGACGAGGUGACCACGAAAGCUGUGCUAUAUGGGGCAAGGAAUCUUCAGCAACUCAAAGAUCGGUUUAAACAGUACGAAUCGAUGAAGAGGGAAAUGGAAGCGAAGCCGAAAACAGCCGAACGGAAGGAUGAUAGGAAAAAAGGUGAAGAGCAAAGUCAGCCUAGAAGAACAGGUGGGGAAAAACGACGGUGUUUUAAUUGUGGUAGUGACGGACAUUUAAGUGUUAGGUGUCCGGAAAGAGACAAAGGUGUAAAGUGCUUCCAGUGCAACGGGUUUGGACACUUUGCAGCAGACUGCGGAGAAAAGAAGAAAGAAGCAAUAAAGGAAACAUACGUUGUGUCAAGACCGGAGAAGAAGAAGUAUAUGAAGGAAGUGUCGAUAGAGGACUGUAAGUUUAUUUCAUUAGUCGAUACAGGUAGUGAUCUUACCUUUAUUAGAUCAGACGAAUAUGCUAAGUUAGGAUCACCACCUCUAGGUAGUCGUAAGCUUCAGUUCGAAGGGUUUGGUUCCACUGGCAAUGAAACUUGGGGUGAAUUUGAGAAAGUCAUGAAUGUCGAUGGGCACGAGUUUAAAGUAAUUUUGCAUGUCGUGUCAAAUAAAGUCAUGUCGAAACAUAGCUUAUUGUUGGGUACUGAUUUCUUGGAUCAAGUAGAGUUGCGAGUGAAACGGGGAGAGAUAACCUUUGUACGACUUGAAGAGCAGACGAACAGUCGUGAAGACGCACCAGAUAUUUUUCAUAUAAAUACUGUUGAGCAGACCGCUGAAUUAGAUUUGUCGCACGUAGAAGAACCGCAUUAUCGGGAAGAGAUCCGCGAUAUUAUCAAAGAUGACAAGCCGGAAAAGACGCGAGAUGUAGGAAUAGCCGCGAAAAUAGAGUUAAAGAAUGAUAAACCAGUAGUAAGACGACCGCGAAGAUUAGCAACGUCUGAGAAUAGUGAAGUAGACGGUUUGAUGAAGGAUUUUAAAGACUUUAUAGACAAGGGUGUUCUUAUUCUUUACAUGGAUGAUAUUAUUAUCCUAGCAAAGAGUUUGAAGGAAGCAUUGGAUCGGAGAUUGAAUACUCAGCUCUUCGUUCACACUCGCAACCGCACUCGGUCGUCUGCUGUCUCAGUCUGCCUCUUCAUCGAAAUUGGUAAAGUGGAAUAUUUUGACGAGCCGUGUGCUCAGCAGAUGUGA